Molecule: messenger RNA, 10211 nt
Organism: Falco peregrinus (peregrine falcon)
Lineage: Eukaryota; Metazoa; Chordata; Aves; Falconiformes; Falconidae
Product: SET-binding protein
Exons: 7
Coding region: 397-5217 (1606 amino acids)
Molecular function (GO): DNA binding
Source: RefSeq, a predicted model, not a curated record
UCUGCGUGUGCUGCGCGGCCGUGCGCUCCCCUAAUCUGACAGAUGAACACCGCCAUGGGUUUGCCGCAACACAAGCAAAAGCACCUUUGGGGGCUGUGGCGAGGGAUUGAAACCGGGAUCUAAAAGGAGAAGAGACAAGAAAGGGGGAAGUCCGAGGGAGAAAGAGGAAGAAAGAAGAAGAGGAGGAAGCUGCUAAGAAGCCCCCGCUUGCCGUUUUGGGGAUAUGGUGGCAGAUUUGGUCUCUUCUGAGCUCCUUGCAGCUUCUGGGCAAUUGGGACAUUGAAUUUGGCGGAAAGUUACCAUUCAUUCCCUGGGAUUGUACCUACCUUUGCUCUCCUCAUCCCCUCCCGCACUCCCCUUCCCUCUGAUAAAACUCCAGGGCACUGUGGUAUUGCUAUGGAGUCCAGGGAGACUUUGGGCAGCUCCCGGCAAAGGGGGGGUGAGGCAGACUUUCUGCCAGCUGCCGUCACCUCCGCGAAGCCUCCGCCUGCCUCCAUCUGCACUGGGGACACGAUGCUGCCUGCGGCGGGCUCAGGGAAAGGGAUCCCAGUGAGUGGUGAGAGGCUGGAGCCUGAGGAAGAGGAUGAGCUGGGUUCUGGGAGAGACGUGGAUUCCACUUCCAACGCAGACAGCGAGAAAUGGGUGGCAGGAGAUGGCCUGGAGGAGCAGGAAUUUUCCAUCAAGGAGGCUAACUUCACGGAGGGGAGUUUAAAACUAAAGAUCCAGACCACCAAGAGAGCUAAGAAGCCCCCAAAGAGCUUGGAGAACUAUAUUUGCCCUCCUGAGAUCAAAAUCACCAUCAAGCAGUCUGGGGAGCAGAAGCUUUCCAGAGCUGGGAAAAAUAGCAAAGCAGCUAAAGAGGAGGACAGAUCACACUCCAGAAAGAAGGGAAAAUUCAUUGGAGAUGCAAAACUGCUUAUGAGUUGUGGUUGCAGAAAAGGGAAAAAUGCUCAAAAAGACUCAGAUCAGAGUCAGAUGAAGAAUUUGGGAAGAGAGUGUGGGUUCCCUGUGCAGAGUCCAGUGACGAAAUCUGUGAACAAGGUUUAUGACAGGCAACAAAAGCAUUCUGCUCUGCACUAUGACCCGGGCCUCCAACAAGACUUCACCAGUGACACCUUAAAAUCAAAGCACCAGCAGAAAAGUAGUAACCAGCACCACCUUGACUGGUCAGUGAGCUCUGAUACUGGAUCCGCUUCUCAAAGUUGCUUCAUCAACACAGAACCUAGUAAAGAAGCAGUCAGUGCCACCAAGGUCUCCACUACGGAGCCAGGAGUUCCCUUCAGUAAAUCCCAAGCAAAAAAGUCCUGCACCAGCAGCACGUGGGGGCAGCUGUCGGCCAGCAGUAAAGAUCUUGCCAUUUGCAGCGCAGUCCCAUCGCCCAACAACAUCAGCACGGCCGCCCAGCUGAGCAGCGCCGCAGAGUGUAAUGGGCUUUUGCCUCUCAGUGACCAGGAGGGGGGUGGGCAGCUGGAGGCCCCUGAGCAGCCUGCCGGCAGUAUGAAGAAGAAGUCCAUCAAAAAGGACUUGAUAAGUCAAACCAUCCAAACCACAGAAAUCGAAUGGGUGAAGAGUGCUCAAAAAGCAUAUGACAGCAUGGAAGGGAAAAAGGAGUCUUACUUGAUGGACAGUGUGUUGGAUACAUCACUCUCGAAGCAGAAUCCCACUUCUACUAGCAGUUGUGAAAGUGACACCAGUCGUGUACGAAUUACUAUCCCAAUAAAAUCUCCAACAGCAGAUACAUCUGGCCACAAAAGGAAAAAAAGGCAAUCCACAAAAUCUUCCAUAGAGAAAACCAUCCAGAAGAAAAGCCUGCCUUCUGGACUCAUCAUGAGCAGUGAAGUAGCAAACAGGACUAGCUCUCAACCAGAGGGGAGUAAAAAAGAUCUUCGAGCCACAAAGCCAGGAAAAGUGAUUGAAAAUGAGUCUCCCUUGAUAGCUAUUGACAGCGGUGUGCUCACUGACAAAGCUUCCCUCAACAGUGCCACUAGACUCAGAAAAUCUGUAGCUGUGACUUCCACUCUCCUACCCACCGAUCUUCCUGCAGCUGGCAAAUUAUCUGAGGUCCAGCACCCUAAACAUGCAGCUAAGCGGCGAUGGACCUGCAGCAAGCCUAAAUCUAUCCUUCGAGAGACCUCCAUGACAACAUCUGAGAAGCUGAUGGUGGAGCCUCCUUCAGCCUACCCCAUCACACCAUCCAGCCCUCUGUAUACCAAUACAGACAGUCUUACUGUGAUCACACCUGUCAAGAAAAAAAGAGGACGACCAAAGAAACAGCCUUUGCUCACUGUUGAAACCAUUCAUGAGGGAACCUCCACCAGCCCAGUGAGUCCAAUCAAUCAUGAAUUUCCAGGAACAAAGAAAAGGAAGAGGAGACGGAAUCUGGCCAAGUUGGCCCAGAUGGUCCCGGGAGAGGACAAGUCCAUCGGUGAACUCAAGUUUCACAAAAAGGUUGGGAAGCUUGGGGUCUUAGAUAAGAAGACCAUCAAGACCAUUAAUAAAAUGAAGACCCUCAAGAGGAAGAAUAUUCUCAACCAGAUCUUGUCCUCCUGCUCCAGCAGCAUAGCUCUGAAAGCAAAAGUCCAGCCACUGUCUAGUGCUGGGCCAACCACCAUUGAUGCCAGACUAGGAAAGCAGAUCAAUGUCAGCAAGAGGGGGACUAUCUACAUUGGUAAAAAACGAGGCAGAAAGCCAAGAGCAGAGCUGCAGCCUCAGCCAGAAGAACCUAAGACAGCCAUCAAGCACUCAAGGCCUGUUUCCAGCCAGCCAGAAAACCCAGCAGUGCCUUCCAAUCUGCAGUCACUUGUGGCAUCGUCACCAGCAGCUAUUCAUCCGCUUUCGACACAGUUAGUGGGGACUAAUGGCAACCUUAGCCCUGCAAGCACUGAAACAAAUUUUUCAGAGUUAAAAACUAUGCCAAAUCUUCAACCUAUCAGUGCUCUUCCUAUGAAAACCCAGAAAGGAAUGCACAGUGGAACUUGGAAGCUGUCUCCACCCAGGUUAAUGGCUAAUUCACCUUCCCACCUCUGUGAAAUAGGUUCUCUGAAAGAAGUCACGCUGUCGCCGGUGAGCGAGUCUCACAGUGAGGAAACCAUACCCAGCGACAGUGGGAUAGGUACGGACAACAACAGCACUUCUGACCAAGCAGAGAAAAGCUCAGAAUCCCGCCGAAGAUACUCUUUUGAUUUCUGCACCCUGGACAACCCAGAGGCUAUCCCAUCUGACACCAGCACAAAGAACAGGCAUGGUCACCGGCAGAAACAUCUCAUUGUGGAUAACUUUCUCUCUCAUGAGAGUAUUAAAAAGCCAAAGCACAAGAGGAAAAGGAAAAGCCUGCAGAACAGAGAUGACCUCCAGUUUCUGGCAGACCUUGAGGAACUCAUCAAUAAGUUUCAAGUGUUCAGGAUUUCCCAUCGAAGUUACACAUUUUAUCAUGAAAAUCCAUAUCCCAGCAUCUUCAGGAUUAAUUUUGAUCACUACUACCCUGUGCCAUAUAUCCAGUAUGACCCAUUGCUCUAUCUUCGCAGGACCUCUGACAUGAAGUCUAAGAAGAAGCGUGGUAGACCUGCCAAAACCAAUGACACCAUGACAAAGGUGCCUUUUUUACAAGGGUUCGGUUACCCUAUUCCCAGUGGGAGUUACUAUGCACCCUAUGGAAUGCCUUACACAUCAAUGCCUAUGAUGAAUCUUGGUUACUAUGGUCAGUAUCCAGCUCCUUUGUAUCUGUCUCACACGCUCGGAGCGGCUUCCCCAUUUAUGAGACCUACCGUGCCCCCACCCCAAUUCCAUGCAAGCUCUCAUAUGAAGAUGUCCACCACUGCCAAGCAUAAAGCGAAACAUGGAGUGCACCUACAAACACCUGUGGGAAUGGGCCUCGGAGACAUGCAGUCCUCUUUGGCUCCUCCAAAGGUUGGAGGAACAAGCCUUUCCAGUGGCCGACUUCACAAAAGGAAACACAAACAUAAGCACAAGCAUAAGGAUGAGCGGCUGUUAGGGACACACGAAGAUCUGAGUGGUCUCUUUUCUAGCAAGUCCACUGGCUUCUCCAGCCAUGUGAUCAAUGAAAGGCUAAGUGGCUCAGAUAAAGACCUCUCCUUGCUCCAUGAGAAAAGCAAGCAUAAGGAGAAGCAGAAGCACCAGCAUUGUGAAACUGGACACAAAGGCUCAAAGAGUAAUUUUGAAGUGGAUACGUUGUCUACAUUAUCACUUUCUGAUGCCCAGCAGUGGACGCAGAGUAAAGAUAAAAGUGACUCAAGCAAUGAUCCCAUUGACUCUUGCACAAAGAGAUACUCUGGUAAUACUGAGAGUAGUGGAAGGUCAGAGUCCCUGGACAUGUUUGGUGAAAUGAAUUCCUCGAGUGAGAAGCGGGACAAUGAUGCAAGUGGGAAUAAAAGGAGAAGCUAUGAAGGCUUUGGGACUUACAGGGAAAAGGACAUUCAGCCCUUCAGGACAAACAGGAAGGACAGAAGUACUUAUGAUUCUUCAGCCUCUUCAGGAAUUGCAGGUCCCCACUUAAAAGCAGACCAGACUUCCCUUCAUGGUAAAAUGGAAAGUUCUGCCUGUAAUAUGAUGACCAGAAGGAAACCAGCAGCUGUUGAUGGUGUUGCAAUGCCAACUCCAGUAUUAUCUCUCCUACCUUCAUCAUCAGCAACAUCUGAAGCAGCCAGCUCACCACUGAAAAAAAGGUUCAAGCGCCGUGAAAUUGAAGCAAUCCAGUGUGAGGUGCGCAAGAUGUGCAACUACACCAAGAUCCUGUCCACAAAGAAGAACCUGGAUCAUGUGAAUAAGAUCCUGAAAGCCAAGCGGCUGCAGAGACAAUCAAAGACAGGCAAUAACUUCGUCAAGAAGCGGAGGGGGCGUCCUCGGAAGCAACCCCUUUCCUUUGAUGAAGACUCCAGAGACCAAAUGCCCGUUCUGGAAAAAUGCAUUGACCUUCCCAGCAAAAGAGGUCAGAGACCGACACUCAACCCUUUGAUAUUGGAGCAAGCAGCCACUCAAGAUACAAUCAUGGCCACCAUUGAGGCCGUCAUACACAUGGCUCGAGAGACACCACCCCCGCCACCUCCUCUCCCUCCCCCCCCACCUCCGCCCCCUCUCCCUCCUCCCCGGAUGCCACGGAUUGGGAAAAGGAAAAGCAAGUCCCUACAGGAGGAAGAGGAGGAUAUGAAAGUGAAGCGGCACCGGAAAGGCAGAGGGAGUGAAAGCGAAGGCCUUCCCUAAGGCUGGCGCACCUUGUUGGAUGUCAGGUGCCAGUGGUGGGGCACGCCAGGACUGAGGGACGGGAGGCACACAGUCUGCUUCGCCUCUGCAGCAGCACCAGACUCACCCAUCCCUUUGGUUACCAGAACCCAUCACAGAGAGCUGUGCCAGCCGGAGUCCCCAUCUUCCUGUUCAUCACUUUGGCCCCAGCCCCCCCCAGGAAAGAGGGGGAAAGGGUGUGGGAAAGGUGGGGGCUAAGGGGAGCGGGGGGUGUGUGUCGAAGUUGGGGAGAGUGUCUACUUUGCAGAGUUUCCAAAACUAAUCAGCAUCUCAGCAUUGCUGUUCUUGUACUGUACCCGGAGGCAGGAGGUCAUCCUCACAGAGAGCUGAACAUCAUCACUAGGGCUGCAUGCUCGACUCUGAUUCUGUUUGGCGGGCCAGGUGAAACUAAGAGUAACCAUACCAUAGUAGAAAUCACUGUAAAAAAGAAAACAAAAAAAAGAAACAAAAAAACCCAACAAAAAAUAGUUUCAUUUUCUCAACUGUGAUCUUGGUUAUAAUCUGUUUGGAUUUUUUUUUCCAGUUUUAUAUACCUACCAGGCUUUGGGGCAACAUAACCCAAAAUGCCUGACUCCUGCUAGAACUAUAUAUUUCUUUCUCAUUUACUUGUCUAGUUACAACUAGCUGCAAUAUAGGCAACAGAAAAGUAGAGCCUUACACACACGCACACUCAUUCUGAGUGCUAUCCCAAGGAACAAUGGAAUAUCACAGCAUUUAAAAUAAGGUGUACAUGGAUAUUCAGUUACGAUAGCACGUUUCUAUGAAGCAACUUGGCAUUUUCAAUGAAAUGUCAAAAAGGGGUCAUCCAUCAACCAAGUUGUUUUAAUGCUCGGUACAAGAGUAGAGAACAGCAAGACACUUCUGGGGAAUAGAGUUAUAGUAAACAUGGACAAAAUCAUCAAAAAAAGAAUAUAAAAAAUAUAAAAGAAAAAAAAAUAGGACAGAAAAAAUAGAGUAAAAAGACAGGACCCAAACCUACCAGUUCUUACCACCUGCACUUGCCAGUGAAAUUGAUGGGAAACGCAGGAUCUGAAUAAUUUGCAUUGGGUAGCAAUGCCUUGAUAUCUUUUAAAGAAAACAGAUUAAGUAGAUUGUUUUAAAAAAAAUAGAGAGCAAAACCCUAUGGAAAAUAGGUUCUUUCUUGGAAAUUAUAUCUUAAAAUAGAAAAGGAAUAAGUGUUCUUAUUUGAAAAUAAAAUAAAAAUGUUCAAAGGGUAUCACCACUGCAAUUGUAUUAAUGCCACUUUGGAUAUGUUCUCCAAGUUGUGGUUGCCUUAAUAAACUAAAAAAAAAUAAUAAUUUUUUUUUCUUGUACAUAAUGUAACUAUAAAGCUCUCAGUCUGCGUGGAUGCAAACUGUGUAACAAAUCGUCUCUUUAAAUGGUCAGUUUGAACUGUACAUUUCUCAUUCGAGUUGUACAUUAGCCAUUGAUUUAACUUGGGUAAAAUACCCAAGCUCCAUUUCCACAGCUCAGUUAAAAUGUUUAACUAAAACAAAGACUGAACAUGAAACUGUUCCAUUGCAGUAACAACGCUUUUAAAAAAGAAGUCCGUUGUUGAAAUUUGGAAAUAAGUACUUUCAACUUUCUUUCAUUUCUUUUUAAAGUCCUUCCCUACUCUCAACACCUGGCAUGGCAAGAUGGAUAUUAAAAUGGGAGGGGGAGGGAAAAUUCCAGCAAGGGAGCAGGGACUGGAAUUAUUUAAAGAUUCACAAGCCAACUGCUAUUCCCUUUUUUGAGAAAUCUUUGAACUGGCUUAUUUCCAAGGAAACUUCAAAUAGCAUGACACUAAAAAAAAACCAAACCAACCAACAAACCCAACAAAAAAAUUUCCCCGCAAAAAAUAUUGUGUUUCUAUUAUGUUAUUUAUUUACAAAAAUCAUAUCAAGACUAUGGUGUUAAAGGGACACUGUAAACAUACAGCUCAUUAUUUUUAGAGACUGAUUUUUCUUCUGUGAUAGCACCUUAGUUUAUUAAAACUGAAUGCAUUUGGGGUUUGGAUUGGGUUGGGAGGCUGGGAGAGGGGAUUUAUUUUUUUUGUUUUAAAGGCUGGAACAAAUCUUGAGAUCCUAUCUUCUUAAAACUGAUAGGGAUCACAGAAUUUUGUUUCCAAUUUGUUUCACAUCAUUCAUCAUACUCAUUUGCGCUUUUUGCUUUCCAAUUAAUGCAGCUUAGAAAUAAACUGGCCGGUCGCUCGUUCUCUUGCAACCAAUUAUGCUUUUCAGUUCUCUUGAAUUAGUACAGUGUUAUCGACCAAAGUUGUCGGCCUGCAGAAAAAAAUGCUUAAGCUUCCUUCAGCUCCUCCCUUCUUCCUUCAAAAGCAUUGGACUGAGGUUUAGUUGAUUUAGAAAUCUCUUGUUUUUUCCAUCUCUCCCUUUGGCAUGAAAGUAGGUGACAGUGUCGCUUAAAACAUAGGAAAAACUCUAAGUUUGGUAUUACAGGUAGCCCGUAAGAUGAAACUAAGCCAAACACCUUAUCCUUUAUCUUCCGUGUUCCCUCUUUUAGCACUGAAGGACAUCUCAAUGUGUAGUGAGUGGAGCAAAGGUCUGAAAGGACCAAAUUCUGUCAUUGAAUGCCCAUCAAGCUUCUAGAGGUGUCAGGCCUUACAGAGCGCUGAUAAAGGCUGGAUUUGGACUGGACAAUGCACUGGGAUGCAACAACUCCCCCAGGGUAGGAUCACUGAAUGACUGCUGCCUCCCAUGCUCCCAAGCUUCUGGAAAAAAAAUGCUUUUACCCUUCCAAAAAUACUAUCCAAAAUGCUGCUGGAGGCACAGUGCUUAAGGAGAGUGUCCGCUGAGAGGGUACAGCCCCAUAUACCCUUCACUGAACAAAAAAAUAAAGACGUCCUUUUGGUCCUAGAGAAACUAAGUUCAAGACUUGGUAGCUGCAAGCUGUCAGCAUAGGAUGGGCUCUAUCCUGACGCCCAAGGACUGGUUUUUAUGGCAUGAAGGUGCUGGUAGAGCGUGAUGCAGCGGUAUAGCCUUGGUGGUUUGUCCAAACAACAGCCCAGUGCAGCCAGUCCUGGCUGGUAGGAAAAUUAGCUUGUUAAUUAGUAUGAAAGCAGGCUGAAAAUACUGUUAGAUGCCACUCAGAAUUUGUAUUUUUUUGUUGCAUAGUCUAUAAAGAUGAUAAGCAGGUUGCUAACAGAAUAAUAUAAGGCGAUGUACUACAUGCAGAUCAUAAAGGAUUUAGUUUUAGGGCUUAAGGCUAAAAUCCCACUCCUGCAGUUUAUUACCCAACAAUAUUCCAGUAAUGAGCUUUUUGAUUAUUUUUUUUUCCCCUACCACUAGGAAGAUUUACUGAGGAACUCUAAAUUCUCUCCACACAUUUCAAGAACUGUAUAAAACUGGGGUGAAAGCCCUUUUGCUUAUUAAGACCAAAAAGACCUUUCAAACACCUCCGCUGUGUCACAGAUUAACACACAUCUUAGCAUGCUUCAAUAAAAACACAAAACAAAAUCAUGUGGCUCUGAGCCAUAUGAAAUGAGGCCACGGGUUUGCAUCCCCUCCGUGGGUCUUGUAUUCCUUAACCCAGCGUAAAACCGGGAAUAGGGACAAAUGUGUGGGGAGAGAAAAAAACCAAACCAAACCAACCAACCACUUCUGUCUCCAAGAGCUUCAUACUGCCAGUUUCUUGAGAUCCUUCAAAAUUAAAUUUUCUGUGAAGCACCUUGCAUGUUUUUGGGCAACUGUCAAAAAAAAAAAAGAAAAUAAAAAAUAAAGUAAGUGAUAAUAGUCAUCUGCUACUAGGGUAUCCUACAGCAUGGCCCAUGACUCUCCACUUGACAGCAAUGCUUUGGACCAUUCGUAUAGAAUAUUCUGUUUGUGUUGUUACAUUUUUUGGGUAACAUCUGUUGCAAUGAGGUGCUGGUUUGUCACUGGGGCUUCUGAGCACUACAGCAAUAUGAGAAAUAAACAGGAAUAGUUGUUCCGUACACAAAGAUUUCCCCAACUCUUAUUUUCACAGGCCCUGAUUCAGGACUGCACUUAAACACAUUUAAGUAGCAUCCUGAAGAGUAAAAAGAACAACAACAACAACAACAAAAAGACAAGAAAAAUAAUUUUAAAAAAACCCAACAAAACCAGGAUGGUUUUUUGAAUUAAGAUAAGAAACAUCAUGCCCUUGCAAUGCCUCUUCCUUCCGUAUCAUCCAAAAACUGGGGUGCAGCAGUUCUGAGAUAAUAAGAAGCACAUUUCAACAAAGGACACAUAUCUGAGAUCUCCUUAAGAUGCCUGCCUAGGUUGUAUAAAACACUAUGUAGAAAAAAAAGAAAAAGAAAAAAAAAGUAAAAACAUGAAAAGAGCUGCCAAUUGGACAACAUGGGGAAGCAGUUCAAUCCCAUUUUGGUUUGUUUUCUUUUUCUUUUUCUUUAUUUUUUUAAGCUAUUUCUUAAGUAAUAAAUGCACAUGAAGUGUUAAAUAUGUAUAUACUGUAUUUCAAAAAAAAUUUAAAAAAUCAAACAAAUGGGGCACAAGUUUGUUCUAUAAGUCGUGCUGGCUAAUUUUUAGUUUGUAUUCAUAAGUGGUUUUUAAAAGCCUUUUUUAAAGUGUAAUUUGCAUGUUCUACUUUGAUUGUAUGCAAACAUAUUUUAGAGAAAAAAAUUGUAUUUGUAUUUUAUUGACUAUAGAGGCAAGAAAAAAACUUGUACAUUGAAAUGUUCUUUUUGUAACAGUUUUUAUUCAUGAAGCAUUUUUGUACAUUUAAAAUUGGAUAUGGAAUUGAUGUUCUUUGAGGCUUAGAUACAUCUGGCAUGCUUUAAUGUCAUGCUCCUUCAUGAUCUUAGAUGUUGGUUUUUAAACAUUUUUUUCUAAAACAAAGCUCAGUCUUUUUGCUACCAAAUCAGGUUAGCACAGCAUAGAGCACUUAACUAAAAAAAAAAAAAAAAAAAGAAAAAAAAAAAAGAAAAAGGUUAUUCCUAUUCAUAUGUUAUUCAUUGUGUGAAAUUAAAGGAAUUCAAU